Messenger RNA from Epinephelus fuscoguttatus (brown-marbled grouper), 1971 nucleotides. RefSeq names its product arginyl-tRNA synthetase 2, mitochondrial (gene rars2). Gene Ontology annotation, cellular component: mitochondrion; cytoplasm. The transcript is spliced from 20 exons. Gene Ontology annotation, biological process: mitochondrial translation; arginyl-tRNA aminoacylation. The coding region runs from base 105 to 1844 and encodes 579 amino acids. The record is from RefSeq and is a predicted model, not a curated record. NCBI's taxonomy places the organism in Eukaryota, Metazoa, Chordata, Actinopteri, Perciformes, Serranidae. Gene Ontology annotation, molecular function: ATP binding; arginine-tRNA ligase activity.
CACUAGCUAUGUCAAUGUGAAUGAACUCACCACACAGCUUUUGAUUGUUGCUAAUUUUGCAACACUGUUAUUAUCAUUAUUUAGUGUUCGAAUGUUUGCGGAACAUGGCGUGUUUCUUCAGAAGAAGAAUAGCAGCAAAGCUGGGUCAGACGCUGCAGCAGUCUGAAGAUGCCUUCAUACCAGCUCUGUCAGCAAUUCCAGUUUUUAAGAAACAGCAGUCUGCUGACUUCAAACUGUCCAUCGGCGCAUUACGGGUCAGUGGGAUUUUACCAUCCAGUGGUGACAUUCAGCUGCAGACAGAAGACUUGGCCACUCGGUUGAAGCAGGACAGUGUGGUGGAAGACAUAUCUACUGGAAGUGGAAUGAUCAACUUCAAAGUGAAUCGCAAACUCCUUGUCCAGAAAAUGUUGGAGCCAUUUGGAAAGCAGGAGGAUGAGAAAUUUGGGUUGAAUAGUGAACUUUUAAAUACUCUCAAGAGAGGAACAACAUUAGUUGAGUACAGCUCUCCAAAUAUUGCCAAAAAAUUUCACGCUGGACACUUAAGAUCUACAAUUAUUGGUAACUUCAUUGCUAACUUAAAGCAGUCUCUAGGAAACAAAGUCAUUCGAAUGAACUACCUGGGAGACUGGGGUAUGCAGUUUGGUUUACUGGGAGCUGGGUUCGGCCAGUUUGGAUGUCAGGAGAAACUGAAACAGAAUCCCUUACAACAUUUGUUUGAGGUUUAUGUUCGAGUGAACAAGGAAGCAGAGGACAAUGAGGAUAUGAAACAGGCUGCCAGAGACUUCUUUAGACAGCUGGAGCAGCAUGAGAGCGAGGCCGUGUCGUUAUGGCAACAGUUCAGAGAGAUCACGGUGGACGAGUAUCAGCACAUUUACAAGAGGUUGGGCAUCCACUUUGAUAUUUACUCUGGGGAGUCUUUUCACCAAGAUCAAGCCCAGGAGGUGGUGCAGCAGCUGCAGAGCCAGGGCCUGUUGAAAACCUCUGAGAGAGAAACAGGCGUAGUGGAUCUCUCUCCUGCUGGAGACAUGAGCAGCGUCUGCACGGUGCUGCGCAGUGACGGCACGUCUCUCUACAUCACCAGAGAUCUCGCUGCAGCGAUUGACCGAAAGGAAAAAUACAGUUUUGAUGAGAUGAUUUAUGUGACGGAUAAAAGUCAAGCUAAUCACUUCCAGCAGUUGUUCCACAUCCUGCUCGCUCUGGGACACUCCUGGGCCGACAGUUGUCACCAUGUGCCCUUCGGCCUGGUGCGGGGGAUGAAGACCCGCAGCGGUGAGGUGGUGUUUCUGGAGGACGUGCUGGACGAAGCUCGAGCCAGGAUGUUCCACAACAUGAGCCAGUCAAAAACUACAAAAGAAAUGGACGACCCAGAGGACACUGCAGAGAAAGUGGGAAUCAGUGCACUUAUAGUCCAGGACUUCAAAGGUCCACUGCAUUCAGACUACACAUUUGACUGGGACAGGAUGCUGCAGGCGCAGGGAGAGACGGGAGUGUUCCUCCAGUACACACACGCUCGACUCUGCAGUUUAAUGCGGAGUAAUGAAAGUAUAGAGGCAUCUAUAUCUGAUCCAUCCCUUCUACUGGAGCAGACAAGUAUCAGCAUCCUGCAGCACCUCCUUCGUUACGACGAGGUGCUGUACCAGUCGGCCCAGGAUCUGCAGCCCAAACACCUCGUCAACUUUUUAUUGAAGCUGUGCCACCUGGUCGCUUUAGCUCACAGAGAGCUGCCAGUGAAAGGAAGCCCUCGGGAUGUUGCACAGGCGCGGUUAUGUCUCUUCAGCGGGGCCUGCUCAGUCCUCGCCAACGGGAUGAGGAUCCUGGGCAUCACACCAGUUGAUAAAAUGUAAAACUCUACAGAGUUUCUUACCUUAUCAGUGUUAUGUUAACUGCUGUAGGUACCAUACUGCUAAAGCUCAUUUGCACUGUAAAUAAAAAGCCUUUUAUUUUCAAAAUAAAAUCAUCUUACCUCACAGA